This is a messenger RNA of Effrenium voratum, 492 nucleotides long. Lineage: Eukaryota; Dinophyceae; Suessiales; Symbiodiniaceae. The record is from the annotation of a GenBank genome assembly.
AUGCUCGCGAGCGGCUCAGAUGGAGUCAAGGGGGAGUCGGAGGCGGAUGGGACCCCCGAAAAGAUGGAGCUGGCAAAGAUGGAGGUUGACCUCUUCACGGCCAGUCUUGCUGGCACAUCUGAGGCUGAGUUUUUGGCUGCUCUUUUUUCAGAAGCAGCAACAGCCACACCAGAGAACUUCAAGCAGAUCGCCUUUGAGUGCGGCAAGAAGCUGCUGUCCCAUUUUGGUGGGCCCCAGCAAUACCUUCAGCAGGCCCAUCCUGACACCAACAGCUUUGCUGCGACGCUGGGCCUUGAGUUCAGCACGACACGGCAAGAUGUCAACUUCGUGACAUCACUCCCUGCGGAUGACUCAACCAUGUUUUGCCUCAAGCUGUCGGACUUGUCUUUCAGUCCUGAGUCAAGCACUAAGCCCGCGCCGUACCUCACCACGGCCAUCAGCCUGCUAGAUGAGUACUUGUGCAACAGCUUCAUCUCUGAGAGCAACUUUAAU